AUGGUUUUUGGGAAAAACAGCUCGCCCACGAUAAGUGAACUGAUCACACCACAACUUACCCUGGCCUGUCCGCGUUCUCCGCUUGGCUCUUUUUGCCCAAUCAUAAGAUUGAUGAAAACUACUCAGAGCAGGUCGAGCAAUGAAUCUGCAACGAAGUAUGAAAGCUAUUACCAGCAAACUCACCUGCGUCGCUCAUUGCCGUCCCCCUUAACGCAGGCUCCGAGACGGAGCGUAUCAGUGGUUAGGGACGUUUUCAGACAUGGCCCACUCGCGACUUCAAUGAGUCUACUGACACCUCUGUAUUUACGCAUCAUUUGUAUCAGCUACCACCUCCAAUGCGCAACGUCUACCACAUUUCCCCAAAUAAUCGGUGAAAGAAACUGUGGGAGUUGUAACCACUGUAUGACAAGCAUGCGGUUCAUCCAGCUGAUGGCUAUUAUUAUGAUGACGGCGACGGGAGAUGCUACCAUACCAUCCAAAGGAAGCACGAGGGCUGGGAUACUGCCAGGUCACCCAAGCCUAGACAAAAGUCGAGAAACAGAGUUCGCGUUCCAACCAGUUCCGGCCACGGUCGUAUUUUUCAAUCUGUUGCAGUUGCCUUCGCCACUCUCGCUUAUGUGGGUGGUAGUCAUCCUUAUCCAUUUAGUAUGUCGUGCGUACGCGGUGGAAGCUGGUGAAGAUGAGGCCAUUCGCCUUAUUUCUAUCAAUGGAGAUCUACGCUUGCAUGAUAUUGAAUUCCUCGAAAUGCAAUCUAGUAUCCUCGCUCGCCGCGCACAGAUUGAACAGACAACAGGAACCCUGCUGGAACUGAUUAAUCGAAAACAGGUGUCACGGUCGAAGGUCUAUUCCUCGGGUCCGAUAAGUUAUGGACAACGCGGGGCAUCAGACUGGAGUUACGAAGCUUACUUAGUUACGGAUUCAUUAUACUUUGCAAUCAAUCAGAUCGAUGCUGCAAUAAAACUGAGCCCAUCUGUUUUGGCGUACAGAGAACAUCGUUUGAUGGUCAGUAUUCACUAUUACCGAAAUUCGCGGGAGAGGUGGCUCAGAUGGUUAGAGCGCGAAGUUACUGACCGGAAGGUCCGUGGUUCGAACCCGACCUCUGCCUCUCGACUUCCCAUGUCUAGGCUUGGGCAACCUAGCAGCAUCCCAGCCCUCGUGCUUCCUUCGGGUAGCAUAGCAGCUAGGCACCGGAAGGGUACCAUCUUCUUCUAUGAAGCCAACUCAUUUACCACGCUUUACGAACCUUUACACAUGUUUGUUUCGUUAGGUACACAGUUAUCUACCACCUGGUUUGGAAUUUUGCAUGUGACACGGCGCCACAAGGCUCACUCAAGCACUGGAUAUCAGACCGAACAGUGGCACUGCUUAAAUUUCGGAGGAAUAUCUCCGCCAGUCCCGAACAUAACUUCUCCUGACGAACUAUCAGACCUUCUUCUACGUGUUCAACGCAGCAAGGCAACGUUAGACGAUGCGAGCUGGAUUCGCAAGAAGGCGGAACACCAUUUGAAGGACAUUUAUUGUAGUUACUGUGCGAGGAAUCGUGUCCGAAAACCGGUUGGCUUGGUAUCUUGGAGACCGUGGUUUGUUCUUGGUCUAUUCGAUUUGAUCAGUCUGAAUGGCACCCAAGCCGAACGGGACUUCACGAUAGCCCUGGAUCUCGCUUCCGAAGUUGGGUCUGGCGGGGGUUUUCCAAUAUCAGAUUCGGUGUCUCACAUGUUGAGACAUUUGAAGGCGAUUGCACAACACCACAAUAACGAGUUUCAAAUGGCUCAGUGGCUAGAGCACGAAUUUACCGACCGGAAGGUCCGUGGUUCGAACCCGACCUCUGUUUCUCCACUUCUGGUGUCUAGGCUUGGGCAACCUGGCAGUAUCCGAGCCCUUCGUGCUACCUCGGGUGGUAUAGAAGCUAGGCACCGAAAGGGUGUUACAGCUGCAUUGCUCAACAUAAAUCUUCUUCUACGUGUUCAACGCAGCAAGGCAACGUUAGACGAUGCGAGCUGGAUUCGCAAGAAGGCGGAACACCAUUUGAAGGACAUUUAUUGUAGUUACUGUGCGAGGAAUCGUGUCCGAAAACCGGUUGGCUUGGUAUCUUGGAGACCGUGGUUUGUUCUUGGUCUAUUCGAUUUGAUCAGUCUGAAUGGCACCCAAGCCGAACGGGACUUCACGAUAGCCCUGGAUCUCGCUUCCGAAGUUGGGUCUGGCGGGGGUUUUCCAAUAUCAGAUUCGGUGUCUCACAUGUUGAGACAUUUGAAGGCGAUUGCACAACACCACAAUAACGAGUUUCAAAUGGCUCAGUGGCUAGAGCACGAAUUUACCGACCGGAAGGUCCGUGGUUCGAACCCGACCUCUGUUUCUCGACUUCCGGUGUCUAGGCUUGGGCAACCUGGCAGUAUCCGAGCCCUCGUGCUACCUUCGGGUGGUAUAGAAGCUAGGCACCGAAAGGGUGUUACAGCUGCAUUGCUCAACAUAAAUGUUGUUGCUUUACAGGGCAGUGGCGGAUGA
Molecule: messenger RNA, 2502 nt
Organism: Opisthorchis viverrini
Lineage: Eukaryota; Metazoa; Platyhelminthes; Trematoda; Opisthorchiida; Opisthorchiidae
Exons: 13
Coding region: 1-2502 (833 amino acids)
Source: RefSeq, a predicted model, not a curated record